GCGGUGUGCCAAGAUCGGAAUUGUUCUGUGAAAACAAUCCAAAAGUUCGUUUCCAAAUACGGGGUAAAAAUCCUGAAAAAACAAGACGUAUACGGGCGAGUAGUAAGUAUUGAGAACUGCGCGGCCCUCGUUUUCUCCUGUUGCAUCGCCGUCGAUUAUCUCACUCUUCAUUUGAUAUGUUGUGCUACGAUACUCACUAUUUGUUUGGUGUGAUUGCAUGGACGGUUUCGGACAGUCAUUGUUUUACGCCCUCCGGAAACAAUCCUCCUUGUCCGUGGUCAAGUCUCUGUUCGACUUGUGUCCCAGCGCUCUCCUCCAGAAAGACUUUUGUGGGGAGUUGCCUUUGUACAUGCUAUUCCGUCCGAAUGCCGAUUAUCGCAUCCUCGAAUAUGUGUUGGACAGAGACCCAUCGCUGGCACUGUACGAGGAGAAGCGGUUUUCGGGGUCGCAGUCGCUUUUGCAGAGGCUUUGUAACCAGUGGGCGAGUACUAUUAAGGGACAAAGAUCGGCUUCGUCGGUUCGAAGCAACAGCGAUGGCAAUGGUGGCAACAGCGUCGUGUUGAGCCACGAAGAGAUUCGUUCCGACAACGCACUGUGCAACCAGUGGGCCAAACUGGUUUUGACGGUCCGCGCUGUCCACCGCAUUGCUCAUGGCACAGCAACAAAAGUUACGGAAUUUGACGAGGAAGUAGUAAGCAAUGCUAUGAAAAGCGACGAACUCCAACGUUUCCCGCCGAGGCAGUUAUCAUUUGAGAUUCCAGAACUUCACAUGGCGAUGCAGCUUCCAUUUCUACCGCCGGGAAUCGUUUGCCAAUUCAUCGAAUUAUAUCCAGAACAGGCCUCCCUACCAAUUGAGAAUGUAAUUCAAUCGACCAACAAUCUACUUGACAAUGAGGAUCCCGGAGAAGGACGUGAAAGCCAUCUCGUCGGAACCCCGAGUGCCAAACGUAUCGCAGGAAAAAUGCUCCCCCUGCACUUUUUCCUUUCCGACUACUCCGCGAUGAAGCCGACACCGAAUAGACCCGUGGAAGGGACAGGCGCCCACAAAUUAUUGAGCCAAUGCCAAAAACGAGCCGGAAUUCUGCGGGGUCUCGUUGGCACCUUUCCACGGGCAGCUACGCUGCGACAGAAGCACCAGUGUUGCGACCGUGGAGUUCUUCGCAGCUGCCGCUGUUUUCCAAUUCACGUCGCCAUUGCCCGGGGAAUUCCCUGGGAAUGCGGCCUGAGGGAACUAGUGUAUGCCAAUCCGUCCGGUCUGAGCAUAAGGGAUGAGUGUGGGACCAAACUAUUGCCCUUUUUGCAACAGGCCCUGGCCGCAGCAACAUGCUACAAACCUCUGUACGAACCAACCGAAGACGGAGAUCGUUAUCGAUUUGUAUGCAAGGAAGAGAGCAACCUUUCGGUUUUCAAUACAAUAUAUUGCCUCCUUCGAGAGAAUCCAUCGGUAUUGACGCCGUAAUUUUUGUUUGCUCUAUUGCGAGGCGGAAUGAUGUUCUUGGGUCAUGUAGCGUAUUGCCAACUUCGGUUCUGUCUGAGAUGAAAACAUGCGAUCCCAUUUUUUCCUUUUCUCCAACAAUAUCCGACUUUUUAAGUUGACAUCAUCGUCAUGGUGGUAGAUCAGACCCUGGGAUUUUCAUCAGUGCUCUUCUUCCUUCACCUUCAAAAUUUUGACAAAUAAAUUGUGAUAGUAAUAUUUUGUUUGAUUUUAUGAAAACAUGGCUCUCAUCUGAUACAGUGGGUGAUUCCCGUUAUUAUAGAAUCGUAAAUGUGCUAAAUCUAGGAGUUUGGCACUUCUGUAAUAACGGGAAUAAAAAAAUCAACGGACA
Molecule: messenger RNA, 1826 nt
Organism: Pseudo-nitzschia multistriata
Lineage: Eukaryota; Bacillariophyta; Bacillariophyceae; Bacillariales; Bacillariaceae
Source: the annotation of a GenBank genome assembly